GUCCUCUAUAUAAAAGCCCCAUUCUCAACUCUUACAUCUAAUUAACGCUCAGUACCUAGGGUUUUCUUUCUUUGUUUUUCUACCCAUGGCAGACGAAUCGCAGUACUCUUCGGGUACAGACAACACUCCCAUCGUCUCCAAUAAGCGCAAAUAUGAUGACCAGACCCCGCCGUCGUCAACGCGACGACCUACUGGCUUCUCAUCCCCAGACUCCACUCACGCCCCGCCGUCUUACAACACCGUGCCUCCGCCUACCGAUGAGAUCCAGAUGGCCAAACAGAAAGCUCAGGAAAUAGCCGCUCGCCUAUUGAGCGGAGCCGGUGCUGAUGUUAAGCGCCCUAGGGUUGAGAAUGGUGCUUCUGGCUUCGAUUCCAGUGACAAGGGUUUUAGCUCUGCUCCUAAUGAUAUGAAGUCUAUGUCAAACUCAGCCCCUUCUGCAAUUACUGUUUCAUAUGCUUCAUAUAUGGGAGGCUCUAGCAAAAAAAUUGAUAUUCCAAAUGGUAGGGUAGGUGUUAUCAUUGGAAAAGGUGGAGAGACAAUUAAAUAUCUUCAGCUUCAGUCUGGAGCAAAGAUUCAGGUUACUCGAGAUAUGGAUGCAGACCCGAAUUCCCCUACUAGGACGGUAGAGCUCAUGGGUACUCCUGAACAAAUUGCAAAGGCAGAACAGUUGAUUAAUGAAGUUCUUGAAGAGGCUGAUGCAGGAGGUUCUGGCACUGUUUCUAGAAGGUUCACAGGACAAGGCGGUUCUGAACAUUUUGUAAUGAAAAUUGCUAGUAACAAGGUUGGUCUGGUAAUUGGUAAAGGUGGUGAAACAAUCAAGAACAUGCAAACUAGGACUGGAGCUCGGAUUCAGGUGAUACCAUUGCAUUUACCCCCAGGUGAUACAUCAACAGAAAGGAAUGUGCAUAUAGAGGGGACUAGUGAACAGAUUGAACUUGCUAAACAGUUGGUUCUUGAAGUUACAAGUGAGAAUCGUGCUAGGAAUCCAUCAAUGGCUGGAGGGUAUCCACAGCAAGGAUAUCAAACUCGACCGCCAAGCAAUUGGGGGCCACCUGGAGCUAAUCCAGUGCAGCAACCUGGUUAUGGCUACAUGCAGCCAGGAGCUUACCCCGGCCCACCACCUCAGUAUAAUAUGUCCCAGCAACCUUAUGCAGGAUAUCCUCCCCAACCAUCAUCUGGUGGAUAUCCAUCCAACUGGGAUCAGUCAAAUGUCUCUGCCAAUCAGCAAACUGGUCAGGGUUAUGAUUACUAUAAUCAGCCAGCUUCUUCACAACCACCACCAACCUCUGGUGGUCCUGCAGCUCCAGCAGAUAACACUGGUUAUAAUUACAGUCAGCCACCAACUUCUGGUUUUAAUCAGCAAGGACAAAGUUAUGAUGGCUAUGGUGGAUAUACUCAAUCAGGUUAUGGUCAACCACCACCAUAUGAUCAACAGCAAGGUUAUACCUCUGCUCCCAGUUAUGGUAAUGUAGGCAGUGCUACUCAGGAAGGGCACACUUCCUCCUAUGGAACCCAAGGGGACUCGACCCAAGCACCAACUCAUCCCCCUGCAAUGGGUCAGCAAGGUUAUACUACUGGACAACAGCCUAGCCCAAACCCAUCUAGUUAUCCACCUCAAGGAUCCACCCAGCCAGGAUAUGCCCAACCCGGUUAUGGGAGUCAACCACCAGCUCAGCCUGGAUAUGGGUCCAACUAUGGACCACCACAAGCUCAGAAACCUCCAGCCAAUCCCUCUGUUUAUGGUCAGACACAACAAUCACCUAGCACUCCUGGAGGUUAUGGCCAGCCUGCCUCUGUGCAGCCUGGAUACCCACAUUCUCAGCCUCUGCCAUCUGGCUAUUCCCAACCAGAUUCAGGUCCACAGCGACUGCCACCAUCUGGGUUUGGUGCUUCAGGUGCUCAACCAGGGUAUGGUCCGCCUUAUGGUUCGGCAACAGCUGGUCAAACAGGUUAUGGACAGGGGAUGCAACCUUACAACACUUCUUAUGGUGGUGGAUAUUCUCAGCCUGCAGCAUAUCCUGCAGAUGGCAAUGCUGGCAAUAAUGCUCGUUCGACUUAUGAUUCUUCAGCAGCAUCACAGCCUGUUCAACAGAGUGGAGUUGCAAAAACAUCGCCACAAACUUAAGAUGGUGGUGGUUGUUUGAUGUUUUAUGUAUUCCUGCUGUUAGUUGUAGUUCGGAUUUAUAGUGUGAAGACUUGAUUUCCUUAAGAUGUCUUAGGACAUGCUAGUUUUUUUUUUUUUUUUUUAAAUGUUGCAAUUUUAAUUUUUUGUUGUUAAUUUGCAGGUUGAGUACUAUUUGUCAUGCUUUUCUGUCCUGCAUCGCAUUUGAACAUUUCUGGUUGCAACUUAUUUCAUAAAUUUGUUUUAAGAGUUCA
Molecule: messenger RNA, 2376 nt
Organism: Manihot esculenta (cassava)
Lineage: Eukaryota; Viridiplantae; Streptophyta; Magnoliopsida; Malpighiales; Euphorbiaceae
Product: far upstream element-binding protein 1
Exons: 6
Coding region: 86-2125 (679 amino acids)
Biological process (GO): regulation of gene expression
Cellular component (GO): cytoplasm
Molecular function (GO): mRNA binding
Source: RefSeq, a predicted model, not a curated record